Molecule: messenger RNA, 3954 nt
Organism: Dioscorea cayenensis subsp. rotundata (Guinea yam)
Lineage: Eukaryota; Viridiplantae; Streptophyta; Magnoliopsida; Dioscoreales; Dioscoreaceae
Product: sodium/hydrogen exchanger 8
Exons: 23
Coding region: 376-3597 (1073 amino acids)
Biological process (GO): proton transmembrane transport
Cellular component (GO): membrane; chloroplast envelope
Molecular function (GO): sodium:proton antiporter activity
Source: RefSeq, a predicted model, not a curated record
UUUUCCUUGGAGUUCUUUAGAGGUAUUGGGUACAGUUCUUGGAAGAUUAUGAUUAUUUUGAGAUUUGACUAUUAGAAUUUUGUUUCAGUGCACAAAUCAAAAGUGGUAGGAGAUUGAGGUUUUGUGUACUGCUUUGAAUUGGAAUAAAGAAGUGUAAUUUUAGUGGCAUUGAUAGCCAUGUGUUGGAGUUUUAUCUUCAGAGAACUUAAUAAAACGAUUAUGCCUCAAGUUAUGGUGAGCAUGUUAUGAUGAAGUGAAGUAUGAGGCUAAACUUGAAGUUAGGCAAGCAGAUGGGAAAGAAAAAUAGAUGUUUCUAGAGAAGCUGAAUAUGGUACAGACAGUGGAUUAGGAGGAAGAGUGGGAAAUAGCAUUCGCAUGUGGGCAAACAUCAACCCAAAUCUAUUACUUUUUGGGUUUCUGCCUGCUCUUCUUUUUGAGAGCUCCUUUGCUAUGGAAGUGCACCAGAUAAAAAGAUGCAUGGCGCAAAUGGUGUUGCUUGCUGGGCCUGGUGUUCUAAUUUCUACCUUUUGUCUUGGAGCAGCUUUAAAGUUGACUUUUCCCUAUGGCUGGACUUGGAAGAUAUCUUUGUUGCUAGGAGGCCUUCUCAGUGCUACAGAUCCUGUUGCUGUAGUAGCUUUACUUAAAGAACUUGGAGCAAGUAAAAAGCUAAAUACAAUUAUUGAAGGAGAAUCCUUGAUGAAUGAUGGGACUGCCAUUGUUGUGUAUCAGCUCUUCUAUAAAAUGGUAAUUGGAGAAAGCUUGAAUGUAGGAGGCAUAGUGAAAUUUUUGUCACAAGUUACCCUUGGAGCUGUUGCUAUUGGUAUAGCUUUUGGAAUAGUAUCUGCAUUGUGGCUCAGCUUUAUCUUCAAUGACACUGUCAUUGAGAUUACUUUGACUCUUGCUGUCAGUUACAUUGUUUACUAUACUGCUCAAGAUGGGGCUGAAGUUUCAGGUGUCUUGGCAGUGAUGACAUUGGGCAUUUUCUAUGCUGCAUUUGCAAGGACUGCCUUCAAAGGUGAUGGCCAGAAAAGUUUGCAUCAUUUUUGGGAAAUGGUUGCGUACAUCGCUAAUACAUUGAUUUUCAUUUUGAGUGGGGUGGUUAUAGCCGAGGGUGUGUUGAACAAUUACAACCACUUUGAACGACACGGGUCUUCCUGGGGCUACCUCAUUUUGCUCUAUGUUUUUGUUCAACUUUCUCGGAUCAUAGUCGUGGGGUUAUUAUAUCCAUUUCUGUGUUAUUUUGGCUAUGGUUUGAACUGGAAAGAAGCAAUUGUACUUAUUUGGUCAGGAUUGCGAGGGGCUGUGGCUCUUGCUCUGUCACUUUCAUUUAGAAGUUCUAGUAACAGCUUCAACCAAGCUUAUCUCAGUCGAGAAGUAGGAAUUUUGUUUGUUUUCUUUACGGGUGGGAUUGUAUUCUUGACACUCAUUGUUAAUGGUUCGACUGCACAGUUCUUCAUACAUCUGUUUGACAUGGACAAACUCUCAGCAACAAAGAUUCGCAUUCUAAAUUAUACCAAGCAUGAGAUGUUAAACAAAGCAUUGGAAGCAUUUGGUGGUCUUGGUGAUGACGAAGAACUUGGACCUGCUGAUUGGCCCACUGUGCAAAGACAUAUCACUUGCUUGAAUGACUUGGAUGGGCAACGGACACAUCCUCAUAAUGUUUCUGAAAGUGAGAAUCAUCUACAAAACAUGAAUUUGAAAGACAUACGUAUACGGCUUUUAAAUGGCGUGCAAUCAGCUUACUGGGGAAUGCUUGAAGAGGGUAGGAUAAACCAGACGGCUGCAAAUCUUUUGAUGCAAUCUGUUGAUGAGGCAAUGGAUUUGGUCUCUAAUGAGGCUUUAUGUGAUUGGAGGGGUUUAAAACGCAGUGUGCAUUUACCAAGUUACUAUAAAUAUCUUCAUAUAAGCAGAAUCCCUCAAAGGCUGGUUACCUAUUUUACCGUGCAAAGGUUGGAGUCAGCAUGCUAUAUCUGCGCUGCAUUUCUUCGUGCUCAUAGAAUUGCAAGGAGGCAACUUCAUGAAUUUAUUGGUGAUAGUGAGAUUGCUUCUUUUGUCAUCAAUGAAAGCACUGAAGAAGGGGAGGAAGCCAGGAGGUUUUUGGAAGAUGUCCGUUCUUCAUUUCCUGAGGUCCUUCGUGUUGUGAAGACAAGACAAGUAGCAUACUCAAUAUUAAAGCAUCUGAGUGACUAUGUGCAAAAUCUCCAGAGUGUUGGACUGCUAGAGGAAAAGGAGGUGGUUCAUCUUGACGAUGCUGUACAGACUGAUUUAAAGAAGCUUUUAAGAAAUCCACCUUUAGUCAAAAUGCCAAGGAUAGGUGACUUAAUGAGUGCCCAUCCCAUGCUGGGGGCACUACCUUCUUCUGUUCGUGCACCUCUUGAAAAUUGUACAAAAGAAACAAUGAAAUUCCGUGGUGUAGCACUUUACAAGGAGGGGUCAAAGCCAAAUGGGAUAUGGCUUAUUUCUCUUGGAGUGGUUAAGUGGGAAAGCAAAGUUCUUAAAAACAAGCAUGCACUGCAUCCAACAUUUACCCAUGGAAGUACACUAGGUCUGCACGAAGUGUUAAUUGGAAAACCGUAUAUCUGUGACAUGAUCACAGAUUCUGUGGUACACUGUUUCUUUAUUGACACCGAGAAGAUACUAUCACUUUUUAAAUCAGAUCCUGCAAUUGAAGACUUUCUUUGGCAGGAAAGUGCCAUUGCCAUAUCUAAAAUCUUGUUCCCCCAAAUAUUCGAAAAAAUGGGAAUGCCAGAAUUGAGAAGUCUUGUUGCCGAAAGAUCAACAAUGAAGAAUUACAUUAGUGGAGAGGCUAUAGAAAUAAAACCAAAUUUUGUUGGCUUCUUGUUAGAGGGAUUUUUAAGGCCCAAAGGAUCAAAACAGGAAUUGAUUGCAUCUCCGGCAGCAUUGUUUCUAUCCUUCACGGAUCUAAGUUCUUCCUCUCUGGAUUCGUCAGGUGCCAACAAUUCAAGCUUCUGUCAUCAGGGUUCCUGGUAUCAGGUCGAAACAAGAGCCCGUGUCAUCUUCUUCAAUAUUGGAUCAACUGAGGCUGAAGGUGCUCUUCAAAGGAGAUCUUCAUUGGUCUCCCAGUCGAUGGAACCUUCACGAACCCAUAGUAGAGAGCGUGCUGGUCUAUUAAGCUGGCCGGAGAGUUUCUAUAAAGCUCGGAGCCAUCUUCAAAGUCCUAAUGAAAAUGAUAAGAAAUCAAAUAGUCUGUCAGCUAAAGCCAUGGAACUGAGUAUCUAUGGAAGCAUGGUGAAUGACAUCCUUAGGCGCAAUAAGAACUUCCGUAGGAACUCUCAAGGCCAACCUUCUCACAGCUAUUCAUACCCGAGAGUUCCUUCAAGACCGUCAAACGCACAGCCUCUUUUAUCUGUUCAAUCCGAAGGAGGCAGUCUGAAUGUAAGGAUAGGCUCAAGAGAUUAUUCCAGAUUGGCUCCACUCCCUCCGUUGCCAGUUAGAAAGCGGAAAAAGAAGGUUGUCCAGGAUGAAUCCAGUGAUGAAUCUGGAGGUGAAGAAAUUAUCGUCAGAAUUGAUUCACCCAGUACUCUUUCAUUUUGUCAAACUUCCGAAAGCUUGUUCCCUCCGAACGAAGGUUCAUGACAAUCAAUUUCUCUGUUGUGCGUGCCUAAUAAUUCAGCGAUUGGUGUUUUAUUUGCUUACACCCGUCAGAUUUAUGUAUUGAAUUUGUAAACAAAGAAACAAAGCUUUGCAAGAGCAGAAGUAUACGAAAGAUUCCGGAACAGCAGCAGGUGCGAGGCUUAUUGGCUCAAACUCAGCUUCAAUAUAUAAUCAUGUUAUAAUUUUGAUUUUUGUAACGAUGAUUUGAAGUUGUUGAAUGGAAUGUAUGUUGUGAAUAACAAGCCCUGCCUGGCACAUGAAAAGCAACAAACGUUGUAUGUAAUUGUACCUUUAUUUCUUCUCUCGUGAGAAUGAUAAAUAAUGUUGCUGUUGUAUUUC